GGGUAAUGUAGUUGAGAGAGGAGGUUGCGGUUUCCUCGUCCCCUUGUUGUUAUGUUGAGAGCACAAAAAGCAGUCCAAAAUAACUAUUACUGAAUUUAAAUUUAAGUUAAACGUACAGGUAUUAACAGGAGUAAACUGGUAUUCUGCUGUAGAGGGGCUGAGUUAACUUUACAGCAGAAUUAAUAGCAAAAGUGUUAUGUUAUGGAAGACCAAAGUUGACAUGCAGUUAGAAAUUAUACUUACUCAUUUUUUUAGGGAAUAUUUCUUGGUUGUUUUCUCAAGAUUUCAACUUAAGAGAACAAAUGUUAUUGCAAUUAUUCCCAAUUAUUAUUAUUCCCUCUUUUCAGGGAAAAAAACUUAUAUUUUACUCAUGAAAACUGUGUGAUCAUUUUCUGGAGAUCUAUAAAACAAUACAACAGGUUGAGCUCUUUGUCGUAGGUCGAAUCAUGGCAUAUCAUGCUGCUUUUGACCUUGAUGCCAAGUAAUUUGAGUCUAUUUUAUUUUUUUUUUCCCCAUUAAAAAAAAAUAAUAAUAACAAAUGAUAUGUGAGGAUAAAUGUCUGCUUUUGGCGUCCAUACAACACAGCUGAAUGUUGUUGCAAUUAUAUAAUUUCAGAUUAGCACCGUAAAGUUCACUGUAUCAUGCUUAAUCAACUAUUAUUGCUUUUUAAAAGGGAAUUGUUAUAUUUUUUUCCAACUCGUGGGACUGGUGGUGUGAUUACUUAAGGAAUCACCUUUUUGUUUUUUUUAGUUAUACACCUUUAGGACCUUAAUCUAUACCUCUUUUACGGUGUUUUCAGACUACUACUGAAAUAUAUAAAAAAAUAUGUUUAAGUUGAUUAAAAACAUUAAGUCCUACAUUAAAAUAACCCAGGUUUGGAUGCAUAUAUUUCUUUAAUAAAUAGUAUGUUUGGUAUUUCUUAAUUACCUAUUAGCUUGAUUAUGCCCAGUCUGGGAUAUUGACCAUGGAAGAAAAUGCCCAUGCACUGUUCAAAAUAACUCUGCAAACUAAAAACAUCAUUCAGAUCUGUGUUUUGGCCCAAAACACACAUUUUCCUAUCAGCCGUUUGAAUAAUUUCUCACAGUGUCUGUUUUCACUGAUCUAAAAAGCAUGGAGGCACUCUGUGGACAAAACAGGAAAGGACUCAGAGUGUCGGGGAAUGGGUGGGGAUGACUUUCUGAGUGUUUUCCACUGACUUCAUUCAUCACAGCAAAACACUGUAAGGCAGGCAUGCAGGGAGCAGACUGCAAAGAGGGACUGACUUACUUUUAGUUAACUCAAUAACACAAACUAGCAGGACUGUAGAAAACAUCCCCUCAUUCCGCUGUUGUUUAGACGACAACGACGACGACAGUGAACAGCCACAACAGGAACUUACUCACUGCUGCCAACAUCAGGAUUAAAAAAUAUGGAGGUCAGUAUCUGCUGAGAAAAUGUCUCUUUUCAUAUUGAUUGUUAUAUGACUUGGUGUAUUUAGUGUGGAAAUUUAAAAUGUCCUAAAGUUUGCAGCAUGCUCCAGAUUGUUUAAAUCUUUGGAAUGACUUGCUAAGAUAAUAAAAUAUCCUUGACAGACAAACCAAAGAAGUGCACAGAUUGAUGGUGACUUGUGCAGUGAAUUUGCUUUGACCGCUGUGAAACAGGAGCAGGAUAUUUUAAGUGUUAGAUUUUUAUAUAGUUAAAUUUCACACAUGUAUAUCAUGAGUAGUAUCAUCUCCGUACUCAGACACUGGGUUGAAUUUGGCCUCUAAAUGUGACCAUUUUUGAUGAUCUAUCCAAUGCAUGGACUGUGAUAUGAUACUAGCCUGAUAAUGGGUUUAAAGCAUGUUACCGUCAAUUCUCUGCAGAAUAUCUGUUUGACAUCUGUUCAUGAUAAAAAUGUAGGAUUGCAUUUUGUUCCAGUUUGUUACAUACUGGUCUUAAAAAUUCUUCACUAGCAGAAAAAAGUGUUAAACUUUGACCUCAUUUCAUGUUUUACAUGUUUAGUCCACAUUCUUCAUGCACAACAAAAGACGGUUUGGUCCAGAAAUAUUUGCCAGGCAGGAAGUCAAAUCUCAGGAUGUUUUAGUUUCCUCCUUUUUCCGCUGCUUGAAACAAUAGACGCUAAAUAGCGUUACAACAAUGUCUGGGUCAAGUGCAUAAAAGAUUCUCAAAUUUAACACACAGAGGGAUUUGUUUGGUUGUAUUUCAUGGGCCAAAAAAGUAGAGGAGUUUAAAAAGAUUACUUUGAAAGAAAGUAAAAAGAUAAAACACUGACUUUGAAAUCAACCAUCAUGGUUUCUAAUGCUGAAAACAUCUUCAUGUAUGAGCAGGAUCCUGGCCUGGUCAGAUGUGACAGCCUGGACGCUGGGAACAGCUCUGACUGGGAGGUGAUGUCCCCGAUAGAUCACAUGACCUUUGACUCUGAGGGCUCUGAACCAGCAGCAAACCUGGAACCUUCUCCAGCAGAACUGGCUCAGUGCGAGGCUGAAGUGGGGACGCUGCUCAGCAUCAUCGCUGAACUGAACAAGAAGAUGGGCUCUCUGAAGGCACCCAGGUAACAUCAGUGAAGACAGUAAUCAGAUCUGGGUUUACCUUUUUGAUUGAGGAACUCGUGUUACUACUGUGAGACAUAAAACUGGUCAAAAAGAACAGAAAUCAGAUUUUUUGUGUCUUAAAAUAACCAGAGGUAUUUGGUGACAAAAAUAUAAUUUCUGCAGUGAAUCAGGGGACCUAAGAUCACCAGGACCACCUGGGCCUCUGGUUCCAGACCUCCUGUCCCACAGACUGGCCAGAAGCAGCCCAGAGAGGACCUCUGCCUCAGCAAACACAUCCAAACCUCCACUGAGUGGCCGAGGUGGAACAUCGUUUUGUUUUUAUUCAGUUGAACACACUUUUAGGAUGUGCGAUGCUACUGAAAGUUGUGAUUGAAUUAAAUACCCUCCUGUCCCUCCAUUUUAAUUAAUUGCAGCUCUCCUCUCCUUCCUUUAGGGGGCAGCAGUGUAGUAUGGUCUAAACUGCAGGAGGUUUUGUCAUCAGUGGAGGACUCCAUCAGCUGCAAACGGUCUUGGGCGGCCCCCAUCACAGCUUUGGACCAGAACAAGCACAGAGAACAUCUGAGGGCAGCCCAGGAGAGCUGGGUGAAGGCUGCUCAGGUUUACAUGGUCACUCUGUUGGUCUGAUAUUUAUUUAUCUUUAGAGCUCCAAGAAUAAGCAGCAUGUUUGCAGUUUACAGACAACCAAACAAAACCUGAUCCAGACGACCAGAGAUUUAAAUUUGGUCAGCAAAUUAUUAAAAAUGGGGUCAUAAAAAUACCAACACAUGCUGCCUGUCUGUCUGAGUCUUAAUGAAGGGGGGAACAUGACAGUUUUAGACUUCCAUCAGCCCCUUAAGUAAUUUCGGCUCUCUCAUUACAGAUUUUAGAGGACAUGGAAAAGGAGUUUGGGAUUUCAUGCCCACAAGUCCCACCAAAGGACAAGUUUCAAGAAGAAGCCCUGGAUACAGAGAAGCGAGAUUCUGCUCUCAGGAGCGGUCACCAGGAGGAGCUGGAGAGAGCACCAAGUCUGAGCCACAUGGAGGAGGAGAGGAACAAGGUGUCAGAAGCUGGACAGUAAAUAGGCGUAAAAUAAACAGCCAAAAGACAUGAUGAAAUAUGGAAAUAUGAGGUCAUUUCUGGGAAACAAGUCUUCACAUGUGUCUUUGUAACGCUAAGUUUAUGUAACUUCUGGCAAGCUUCUGCAACAGUGCAGUUUGAGCAAGAUGUUUGGUGCUUUUACCCUAAACAGAGACCCCGCUCUCCUUCUCUUGUUUUUCAGCUGGUUGGUCUCCAUAAACCCUGGAGAUCAGGCAGUCACUCUCCUUCAUACAGACCCACCGCUGGGGCUCUCAGUCCAGACUGGGCCUCUCCACCCUUCCCUGGUUCACCGUUACUAAGCAGAAGAACAGCCAGAGCUAUAAACCCUCUGUCUCUGGGUGGAGAUGGUUCUCCUGUAGGUUCUGUUCACACCUGCAGUCCUUGUCAGAGUCCCAUCAGCCUGGAGUCUGAGACAGAGCGGCUCAGCAGGUCAGUUAGCUAAAACUCACAGUGGACUGAACCAAAACACAAAUGUUACACUGACUGAGCAGAUGUGUUUUGGUUCAGCAAUAACUUCAUCUAUUUCAUAAUGCCAAAUAAAAAACCUCACUUGAGCUUUAAGGAUCAAAAAAGUAUUGGCAUAUAUAAAACAAAAACAAACACUGAAAUGCCAACAAACCUACUUAAGUUUAUUGCACCAAAGCCCAACAGGUUUGGUUUAGACAUAAGCCCCGCCUUGUCCAAAGAAAGUCGCCAAUCAGAGUUCAGGAGUAUGUAGUGAUAUGUUUAAAGUCUCACUCUGAUCAUUUUUUUAAAUUUACUACUUAAAGUGUUCUCAGUGGUCUUUAAAUUGUCAUUAUUAAGUUUUUAGCCAAAAUCACGUUACCUGUGUCAUUUUCAAAAGCUUCUCUUCUUCAGAGCUCCAGUUGCUUAUUAGCAGUUCACCUCUGAGUCGUGGGCGGAGACAACGCUGCUGUGCACACUCCUCUUCAUGUUAGCUUGCAGCCUAAAAUUGCUGGUGCAGCAGAAGUGGCAGGUAACAUAGGAGCUAUUCAGCUCUCAGACACUAAUGUCUUUAGGGACACGAUGAAAGUUAAUAUCAUUAUUAGCUUUCUUACGAACAUUGCCAAUCCGCUAACGCACAUGCUUGUUUCGCGAUCGUCCUCUGUAUUUCUCCUCUAUAUGCAGAGUCUGACCUGCAUAGCGAAGCUCCGGGGGCGGAGCUUGGAUUGGUUAUGUAUGAAAUCUCACUGUUUCUGAACCUGCCGUUUGGGUCUGCCAGAGAUUAACAACGAUUUGAUCGAAGAAAUACUCAGAAAAGCAAUUUGACACUCAUUUUUCUCAUGAUAUGUCCUGUAGCGUCAGAAAAAUGCCAUAUGAACAUGUAGACAACAAGAAAAGCAUGAUUUUCACCAGAGUGGGUCUUUAAAAAGGGCUCAAGCCACCCCAGGUAACGCGGUGACAAUGCCCCAGACAGAGGAGAAUAUUUAGUUUUAUUGACUGAAAACAAGGAAACGACGAGACACAGGCACAAAUAUCUGACAGAGCAUAAGGAUGGGAUUGUGAGUCACACACUAAAAUGGAUUCAGCCUCAGAAUGAAUUUGAGGUCUGAAACCAAACAAAUAAGAAUAAAAAGCUCGACUUGAAUUGAAUUAUUUCUAUCUUCAAUUCUUUUACCAAACAAAGGUGUCUCCUUCUGUUUUGGUCUCACCCUCCUCAUCCUCUCUUUGUUUCCCUCAGGUGCAUUGAGAGGCUGAAGGCCAGAAAUGAACGGCUGACUGCAGCUCUGGAGCGAAGGAAGGCAGAGUCGGAGCAGAUCAUCGUUAAAGUGAACAGACUGGAGGCUGACUGCAGUGCCCUGCAGACUGCUCUGAGAUACAGGUACACUCCUGACGCACACGCCUGUCUAUACUCAUACUGUCAGUAAUGCUGUGAGACGUAUGUCACAACAAUGACUGUUCACAUGCUGCUCAGCUGAUCGUUUGGAUCCAAGUUCUCCCCAUCAGUGAAGUCUUUGUUUUGUCUUUGUGGCUGUGAUUGACAGUAAGGAGUGUGAAGAGGCCUACGGCGAACUGCUGUCCAUUUACGACUCCAAGAAGCAGCAAAGCAUUCCAGCCUCAGCAGGUGUUUGAAUACCACGUUUUAAUACCAAGAACUCGUAUAUGCUUACAUGUACAGCAUGUAUGUACGUCAUUCACACACACACAAAUACACACACACGGCUCACAGUUUUUCCUCUCUUCAGAGAAAGCCGGUGACAGGCAGCAGUCCGACAGUCCAUCAGCUCAGCUCAGGAAAAUGGGAACUGAGGAGCUGUCCACCUCCUUCUCAACAGCAGGGGGAACAGAGGAGACGCAAACAGAGAGACGCGCAGGGCAGAGGUGAGGCUUGAAAGUGCUCUUUGUACACUCAAGCAUGGGCAGGAGGCAACAUGUGUGAAUAAUGGACAGAGAUUAAACUGACAGGGAAAGUUUCUUCAUACUAACCAAGAUCUACUUGAUACUGAAUCAAUGUUUCCAAAACUACCUGGAGUCACUUAACGAAGUGUGACAGUCAUUAAAAACUUUUGACUAUUCCUGUAACCCCACAGGACACCUGAGCAGGGAGAGCGGGAAGCUGUUCUCCGCCAGCAGAUUGAGUAUCUGAAGAGGGAACGGGCCGCGAUUUGUCUACCUAAACCGAGUCAAGGAGAUGACUGCAAAAUGAGUCCUGAAGCAGGUCACCUGGCUGGAUCCAGAGGAGGGCCAGUGACCAAAGAAAACGUCAAGCCUCCAGAUACAAAGAAGGAGAAGGCCUCACUCUUCUAUGAGCUUAUUUCUGUCAGGGUAGGAACCCAAUGCAUCAGAUUUCAUAUAGUGCUUUAUCAGAGACCCUCAAAGCACUUUACAUUGAAUACAUCAUUCAUUCACUCACAAUCAAACAUCAGUGGAGGACAGACACUGGGAGCAAGGUGGGUUAAGUGUCCUGCCCAAGGAAACAACAGACAGCCUCAGGAUAGGGGGGAGUCGAACCGCCAACCUUCCAGUUAUUGGACGACUGCUUUACCUCCUGAGCUACUGCCGCCCACAUUGUGUCUUUUUUUAAAGUCAGAUGUCAUAUAACUUUAAUUCUUCAUUUUCUACACUUGGCUGUAGACAUGUUUUUUGUUUUUCCUGUAAAUAUGGAUAUUCUUUGAUGGAGCCUUAUGGUGAAUAACUCGCUCUUAGUGUCAGCCCCCAGUGGCGUCUUAUAAAAAAGAAGUUUUCGGCGCUCUGAGUUGGCUCCAGCCUCUGCUAAGCUUACUAAAUAAUCCCUAACUCACAUAACACCUACAUAAACACAGCGUUUAUAGUGUGUACACAGUCAGUUUUUAGGACUCUGGAGACAGACCUCCAAGAAAUUGAUCUAAUGAGGUCAGGAAACCCAGAGAGACCUAAAUCUGGAGAAGUUUUUACAGUGCCAUAAAUGAGAACUUUGACUAACUUUGCUUGUUUUCUGUAUAAAUCUCUACUAUCAUAUCCUGUCAAAGCACAAAUGAAAAGUUAGAAACUAGGGAAAAUGUCCAUUAAGUGAAUCAAAAGUACACAGAUGCCAAAAAAUAUCUUCCUGCGUAGAGUCAUGCUCGCUACUUCUGCAAAAAUGCACCAUUAGUUUAAAAAGUGUUAACCCACACUACCUAUGCUGUAACCUUUAAAAAUCUUAAUAUACUGUGUUCUGUGGUUUUGCCGUUUCUGUUCAGGAGGAGAUGUCAGAUUUGCGAGCUUUGAUUCGCCUGAAGGAGAAAGAGCUGCGGUGUCUGGAGUGGAGUCUGAUGGCCCAGAAGGCUCAAGAAGCGGCUGGAGCUUUCGUUCCAGAGAGCCUCCGAGAAGAGCUGGAGGAUCGCACAACCGAACAACAGGUAGGACAGACUCGAACGGCAGCAACGCUGACUUUUUUGUAAUUUUUAGAAUCACACAGAGUCAAGGUGAAACCAGCAAGAGGGAGCAGGACGCCGGUCUACUGUGGCAAACCCGAUUCAAAUCUGGAUGUCCCACAUGGGAAAUCACACGUCUACAAAUGCAGAAUCCCUCCAGGCCAAGAGGGAUAUUUUGGUUUCACAAGGUCUUCAGUUGGGCUGUCCUGUCUUUGUGGAAUGAGAAAGAACUGAGCAAAAAGCUUUCUCUCAAUUACUCACUUCGACUUGUGUGACUCCAUGACUAUUCCCCCGGAAAGAUGCCGUAUUUCUUUGUGAAGGUCUGACAGAACAGACUUUUUAUAAAUGAGCUCACUGGACGAAGAAGAAGAACCCCUCCACUCUGCUUAAAGACUUUUUCUCUUGAUCGUUUUAAUGGAAGCAAAAAGGAUGAAAAUUUCGUAACCUUAUGAAGAGGGAGAACAAGAGUCUGCUUUUCUUGUCUUUCACUGAUGUACAAGGACAAGAUCGACAGCUGCUUAAAUGAACUCAGUGAUCGUUUAGAGGCUGGCAAAGCAAAAUACAACACUUAUAGACACAGAUUACUGAUUUACCACAAUAAUGAGAUUAAUAACCAAAGCAAAUGAAUUAGUGCAAACAUUGGUAUCUGUAACUGUGUCAGUAUUAAGUCUAACAAAUCAGAUCACUGCCUCCUCGCUCUGUCCCAAACUUUAGAUCAGUGGUUCCAAAACUGGAGGGUGUCAGAUCUCAAUAAACGUAAUUCAAUCUGGAUAAACAAGUUAACGACUUAGAGCCAAAUAUCUAUUUUUACAGAGAAAUAGGGAGAUGUAUAGGUGUCUGUCCUUAGCAUUAGUAAAUGUAUUCCUGUCCUGAAGUCCAGAUACUCGUGUUUAAGGUGUUGGUCAAUUAUGUUGCGUGAGACUGUUGAGAUGGAGAGGUGGAGGGUCACAUGUAACAACAGCAUAAAUAAACUGAAGAAAGAACGAGCCAGCAGCAUGAUAGACUACAAAUAAAGAAAGGUAGCAGUGCAGGUAGAUGGGACUAGAACAGCUGAUGACUAUGGGAAAAUACAUUGUACAUGACAAGUCCCUGAGCUAAAAAGCUUCAGGCACUACUGCUUAGGUAUAUCCCAUGUUCACUGAUUGUGUUUUUUUCUAUAAUCAUCACUGAAAUUUUUCAGCGGCUCUGUGAAAAUGCAGCCAACCCAGGCAGUGAAGGGGACAACGCCAGCCCUCGAUCCAGACCCAUCCUGAAAGAGCUGCAGGCAGUCUUGCAGAGGUGAAACUUCAUCACCUGACUCCACAUUUCCGACUAACCCCACAAAACCUCCUGAUCUGAUUUAACAUAAUGACACCAAAAAGGUACCUAAUGAAUGUUUCAGCGCAUAAGAAGAAGAAUCAUUACGAUAAACAGUGUGUUGUCUGAUUUUCUGUUGCUUAGGAACACUAUCAGCAGAAAAGCAGACUUAAGACACAAAGGCCUUUUGUUUUGUUUUUCUAUCAGAUGCUUUAGAAAGCAUCCUUGGUCUCUUCUGACAUUGUGUGGUGAACACUUCUACGUAAAUAACCGCUGUUAACACUCUGCAUCACUUCACAAUGAAUUCAAGGACUCUUCACGGAGACAUUUCUGAUCCGGUGACUAACAGAAAAUACCCUCAGUGACUCAGGUGCGAUACCAGACUGAUAUAUUUCAUCCUAUCUUAUUUAACAGGGAACAGGCCCUGAAAAAGAGACUGGCUCUAGUCCAGGACUCUCUAAACACAGCUCUGUCAGACAGCACUUCACACAGGAGGGACAAUGGAGAGCAGUUUGCUCGGCUAACACAAGCUCACAGGUAAGUGAAACACGAAAAAGCGUAUAUUAAUGUUUUUGUUAACUCUCUGUAUCUACAUCCAAAGCCAUGACUACUAAUGUCUUAUUGUGGGUGUCUUCCAGUAAAGCCUUGAGUUCGUACCGUCAGAUUCGUAGAAAGUACCGGGAGCAGGUGUGGAGGCUGGAGCAGAAAGUUGCAGCCAUGAUGGAGAGUCACCAACAGCAGAGCGGAGCGCAGAAAUCUGCAGGGGAGAGCCCAGAGUGGAGGAGGGAAGAGACCGUACUGUGAUCGUUCGACAGAGAAUAAGCUUUCAUAUAUUCACACUUUAUAGUUCACUAUCAUGUACAGUGCCUCUAUUAGGGCUACUAUAAAGACAUUUAUUUUUAAAGAGUCGCAAAAAUUUUUAAAGAUUUACCAUUUUUUCCUAGUCAACCAUAAUGUCAUUAAACAAAAAUAAUAUUUAAAGUCAUUAAACAUUUCAGUAAAGCACAGCAUGAUACUGUUUUUAAGGAGGAUAUCACACAGUUUUUUGCCUAAUCUUUUCACAGUCCUGAUACUAAUAACAACAUGGUGCUGAGGUGCCAAAACAUUAGGAACAAUUUAAGAAGACACUCCACAGUCCUCAUUUUGGCACAGGCAGCUCAACUUUAACCCCAACUUCAGUCAUGACCUUUUUACUUUAACAUGAUGACCUGAUUCUUAAAAUAUUACGACUUCAUUUUUGUAAUAAUGUCUCCUAAAUGUUACAUUACGGCCUAACUUUACUCUAAUGAGAAAAUAAUGUGUAAAAAUCUGUAAAUCUUUGGAUAAAAUAUUUUUUUUUCAGUUUUCUUUCUUUAGUGUGGCCUUAACACUGUCACAGUGCCUCUAAAUUUAAGCUGCAAACAUUUUAUUCCUGUGAUUUUUUUUCAGCUCACAGAAGUCUUAUCAUAAAGUUAUGGUCAGCUAUUGUUGGAACUUCUGUGUUUCUAGCCAGUUAGCAGUUAUUAGCUAAAAAGAUACUAAUAUGAAGCGUUCUGUAAACAUUUACCUAAAUCAGAAAAUGUUCAAACAUUCGCACUUCAAUAUUAUUAUUAUCAUUAUUAUUAUUAUUAUUAUUAUUAUUAAGAGUCGCUGUACCAAAAUUACAGUGCCGUAAAGUUGCUGGCAUGGAUAUAGGGUUUAAGUUAAGAUAAAUGAAAAUCACUUGUAUAAGCUUUGUGUGAGGGUGAUGUCUGGAUAAUAGUCCAGGUUAUAUCAUGUACCUGUUUCACAACAUUUUCCCAUUGAAGAAUUAAAUGUUUUGUAUUCUAAUUAAAAUCAUUUAUUUCCCUGUA
Messenger RNA from Xyrichtys novacula (pearly razorfish), 10572 nucleotides. The record is from the annotation of a GenBank genome assembly. Lineage: Eukaryota; Metazoa; Chordata; Actinopteri; Labriformes; Labridae.